GCAGGGAUUGCUGGGAUUGCAAUCCGUGACAGAAGCAUUGGGAAGGAUGCGAGGAUCGGUCGCUUUGAUUCUUCUCUUCUUCCUCAGCAGCUUCUUUUGUGCAAACGAUGCUAAAAAGAAGAGCACCACCCGCCGCAACCCUAUCGAAGAUGUCGAUCACAAACGACUGGAUGAACUCAUCAGCAGCGAGGAAUUUUUAGCCGUCUUUUUCUACUCUGAUGUGUGUAAAGAAUGUCACAAAAUUUUAGAAGAAUUGGAGAAAAUAGAUGAUGAUGCUGAAAACUUCGGAGUCCAGUUUGUCAAAAAUGGCGACAAACAUUUGGCCAAAAGANAUAUAUAUAUAUUUCUAAAAAGUUCUGUUAGAUUAUCGUAG
This is a messenger RNA of Parasteatoda tepidariorum (common house spider), 373 nucleotides long. Lineage: Eukaryota; Metazoa; Arthropoda; Arachnida; Araneae; Theridiidae. The record is from RefSeq and is a predicted model, not a curated record.